ACCUUACAGUUAAGUCUUAACCACAAAAAAAGACCACAUAAUCAUGGUUUCUUUAACGUUUCAAUAAAUAAAGCUUAUUUUAGUAUGUCUCAAAAAUCAGACCUUUGUCACUGGGGCAGUACCCUCAAAAGGACAUCUUUGUACAUUAUUUACCUCUAAAAGUUUCACAGUACACUGUUUUAAUAGGUUAAGGUACUAAUAUGCACCUUUUGAGUGACAAAUUGUUGUAUCAGUUGUAUGGCAGUGUAUCCUAAAGAUCAUAUUAUCAUCUUGACCACAGUUAAUAAUUAAAACUCAUUUACCUUUAAUAUUCAGUAUUUAAGAUAGUCGUCUGUGCCCUACUGGUUUAGAUACAAGUUAUUUUAUUUAUUUUAAACUUUAUAAGGUGGUUUCACAUCAAGAUUAGAACAAACAAUGAGCCUACAACAUUAUAUCCUAUUAAUGAAAACGAAAUGUUCAAAAUUAUCCACCAUCACCCAUCUGACAACAAACAAAGUGUAAUGCAAGUGUGUUUGGUUUUGUUGCAGUGUGUACAACCUUGAAAUCCAGUCGCAAACAACAUAAUCACUCUGGUUUCAGCAAAUUUGGACAGUGUCCAGCAUGGUCAACACACCCUUUGUGCUCUGAUGAGGAGAGGGAGGAUAAAUGUCCAUCUGGAUGUCAACUGGAGGGUCUUAUAAAUUUGACAGAUGAAGACAUUCAUAAACGAUUGAGAAAUAUUUGUGGAAGCAUUCAUCAACAUCAGGACAUCACCUCAUCAGUAAUGCAAAUGAGUGUCCAGCUUUAUGGGUCACAAAGAAAAGCUUUCAUCCAAACAUAUAUGCAGGAGCUCAGAUAUGCUGAGUUUGCAGAAGAACUUCAUAGAAACCUAACAUUCCUGCACACGAGGUCUACAGAACUUGCAGAAGACUUAUGGAAGCAUCAUCACAUGAUCCGGGAUCAGAUCAAUGAAAUUCGUCGAACUGAGGUGGACAUUGACAUCAAAAUCCGUGCGUGCAAAGGAUCAUGCAAGCAAACCUUUGACCAUGCCGUUGAUAACGAAGUAUUCAAAGCUAUGGAGAUCAAAAUGGCGCAGUUCAGCGUGAUCUCGAAGAGGCGGAAAUCAUUCGCCAAAGUCAAAAAACUAAAACUUCAGUCUGCUGAUAGGCCCGCCGUGUCCCCCACUUACCGUAAGAUUCCCAUUGUUCGCGCCGAGCUUCUCACAAAGUUUGAAGACAUUGGGCAGCAUCAGGUGGUUUUAGAUGAACUCCUUGAAAAUUAUUAAUCAUAUUUAUGUCUAGAUUAGUAAGAUGAGGGAUUGUUUUUAUAACGCGAUAUGGUUUGGUAAUGUGAAUACGAGCUAUUUGCUACAUAUUUAUGUAAAGAUCACGUGUGCCAUUUAUUUUGCCAAUAUCACCUUAACAGUUUCAUGUUUUUAUUUUAUAUCGAACUUAUGUCAAAAAUUCCUGGUGUUAGAAAAUAUUUUGUUCCUAUAACAGCAGAAAAAAAAGACUAAAACAGCUGUGCCUUAGCAAGAAGCAAAUGUGAAUGAGAUACAGUAGUAAUGUAUAAAUGCCAUUUCACAAAUAUACCUCAUUAAAAUCUUUUUAAUGUGCCAAUAAAACAUCAUUUUUCAUAAGGCC
Molecule: messenger RNA, 1622 nt
Organism: Pimephales promelas (fathead minnow)
Lineage: Eukaryota; Metazoa; Chordata; Actinopteri; Cypriniformes; Leuciscidae
Product: fibrinogen alpha chain
Biological process (GO): platelet aggregation; positive regulation of heterotypic cell-cell adhesion; blood coagulation
Cellular component (GO): fibrinogen complex
Molecular function (GO): extracellular matrix structural constituent; protein-macromolecule adaptor activity
Source: RefSeq, a predicted model, not a curated record